Strongyloides ratti is the source of this 900-nucleotide messenger RNA. Its product is annotated as CAP domain-containing protein. The transcript is spliced from 2 exons. Bases 1 to 900 code for a protein of 299 amino acids. Lineage: Eukaryota; Metazoa; Nematoda; Chromadorea; Rhabditida; Strongyloididae. The record is from RefSeq and is a predicted model, not a curated record.
AUGAAAUAUUUUUUUAGUAUUCUGAUAAAUAUUUCUUUUUUUAUUAUAUUAAUAACAUCUACUAAUACUUCUGUGAAGGUAGAAAAAUGUUCUUCAGAUUGUGAAUCAAAUGUUGUAGAAGAUUUUCCUAAAGAUCCCUACAAAGUUAAAUAUUAUAGAUAUUCUUUAAAAAGUUUUUACUAUUGUAAUAAUUAUAGUUUUUUUAAUGAAAUUGAUGCAUUAAAUUACUACCAUUAUUUGUAUUCCAAUACAACAGAUGAUAAACAAAAGUAUAAACCAAAUGGUGGAACCAAAAAAUGGACAGUUUAUAAACUUGAAAAUAGAUAUCUAUUUAGAGAAUAUAGUGGAAAGAUGUAUUAUUUUAAAAAUUCAUUUACUGCUAAAAUUAAUCCUAAAGUAUGGAAAAAUUGUAGUUAUAAAUGUUAUUCAGAAAAUAAUUUUACAGAAUUUAAGAAAAAAAUGGUAGAAGAAUUAAACAUGUAUAGAGAAUUACAUGAUGCAAAUCAACUUGUUUAUAAUGAAACACUUGCUCAAGAAGCUCAGAAAAUAGCAGAAGAAAAGGCACAAAAAGGUAGUCAUAGUCAUUGUGAUAAAAAUCUUCCUUUUGGUUGUCUUUUUGGAUCUUUAAUUCAUUUUAAUGUUGGUAAAAUGUUAUACUCAAUGUACAAUGAAUUUCUUUCAAAGUAUGACUUUGCAGCUGAUUAUGUUUAUCGUAGAUAUACUCCUGGACUAGAAUUAAUUUGGAAAAAUGUAAAACAAGUUGGUGUUGGGGUUGCAGAAGACUCUCUAUUUGGUUAUGUUAUUUUUACAUUUUCAUCUAAAAUUACAAAUGAUUCAAGUUACUAUGAUAAUAUUUUUCCUGUACAAAACAAGUAUAUUCAAAUGUAUGCUAAAGAUUAA